GCGCGUGUGCCGGAGCGGGCGGCUCGGCUCGGCUCGGCUCGGCUCGGCUCGGCUCGGCUCGGCUCGGCGGCGCCGCGCUAACCUGGCUUCUCUCCCUCUCCCAGCGGCGACGAUGCAGGCGGAGUCGGGGAUCGUGCCGGACUUCGAGGUGGGCGAGGAGUUUCACGAGGAGCCCAAGACCUACUAUGAGCUCAAGAGCCAGCCCUUGAAAAGCAGUUACCAUUUAUCAGCCAAACUCUUGCCCUGCUCAGUACACGUCUCCCUUUCAGUGCACGCUAGCAGCUCCGAGCAUCCUGGCGCUUCCAAGCCUCCCUUAAGCUCCUCCAGCAUGACCUCACGGAUCUUGCUACGGCAGCAGCUCAUGCGUGAGCAGAUGCAGGAGCAGGAGCGGCGGGAACAGCAGCAGAAGCAGCAAGCAGCCCAGUUCAUGCAGCAGCGCGUGCCCGUCAGCCAGACACCUGCCAUCAACGUCAGCGUUCCCACCAGCCUGCCCCCCGCCACUCAGGUACCAAUGGAAGUCCUCAAGGUGCAGACUCACCUUGAGAACCCAACCAAGUACCAUAUUCAGCAAGCCCAGCGGCAGCAGGUAAAGCAGUACCUCUCUACGACUCUAGCAAAUAAACAUGCCAACCAAGCUCUGAGCUUGCCCUGUCCAAACCAGCCUGGGGAUCAUGUCAUGCCACCUGGAACAGGAAGCAGUGCACCCAACAGUCCAAUGGCUAUGCUUACCCUCAACUCCAACUGUGAAAAAGAGGGAUUUUAUAAAUUUGAAGAGCAAAGCAGGGUUGAGAAUGAGUGCCUGGCUCUGAAUACACACUCACGAGCAUCAUGCAUGCAGAUGGAUGAUGUGAUUGAUGACAUAAUUAGUCUGGAGUCAAGCUACAAUGAAGAAAUCCUUGGCCUGAUGGACCCUGCCCUGCAAAUGGCAAAUACGUUGCCUGUGUCUGGCAAUUUGAUUGACCUUUAUAGCAACCAAAGCAUGCCGCCCCCUGGGCUAAACAUCAGCAACUCAUGUCCAGCUAAUCUUCCUAAUAUAAAAAGGGAGCUCACAGCAUGUAUUUUUCCUACAGAGUCAGAAGCAAGGGCAUUGGCUAAGGAGAGGCAAAAGAAAGACAAUCACAACCUGAUUGAACGAAGAAGAAGAUUUAAUAUUAAUGAUCGUAUAAAAGAACUAGGCACUUUGAUACCCAAGUCAAACGACCCGGAUAUGCGCUGGAAUAAGGGAACUAUUUUAAAAGCAUCGGUUGACUAUAUCCGCAAGCUGCAAAGAGAACAGCAGCGCACCAAGGAACUUGAGAACAGGCAGAAGAAAUUGGAACAUGCCAACAGGCACCUGCUGCUCAGAAUACAGGAACUUGAGAUGCAAGCUCGGGCGCACGGACUCUCCCUUGUCCCAUCGACAGGCCUAUGCUCCCCCGAUAUGGUGAACCGGGUCAUCAAGCAAGAACCUGUCCUGGACAACUGCAACCAAGACAUCAUGCAGCACCACACCGAUCUGUCAUGCACCACCACCCUUGAUCUCACCGAUGGUACUAUCACGUUCAGUGACAACCUGGGAAAUGUGACUGAACCAACUGGCACUUACAGUGUCCCUGCAAAAAUGGGAUCCAAACUGGAGGAUAUCUUGAUGGACGAUACUCUCUCCCCUGUUGGAGUAACUGACCCACUACUUUCCUCUGUGUCUCCUGGAGCGUCAAAGACAAGUAGCAGGCGGAGCAGCGUGAGCAUGGAGGACACCGAUCAUCCUUGUUAGCAGAUACUUGGCACGGCCUUUCAUAAACUGCUUCAUUUCUUGAUCAGUAGAUAAAAUUUACCUUUUGUAGAAUUUUCUGAUCUUUUUCUUUUCCUUGUGCUUCAUCAGUAGCCUAGUGUGUGUGCGCGUGUGUGUAUAUAUUAUAUAUAGAGAGAAUUUUUUUUAGAUUUUUUUGUGAAAAAAGCUUGUAUAUUCUAUUUUAAAACUACCAAUGCCUCCAAAAUAUUGUACAGUGUAUGUACAGUAUCUGUGAACUGGAUUCGCCAAGAACUUUGAACUGGCCAAAUCUACUCAAAGCAAUAGAAUUACACAUGAAGAGUCUCUUUCUACUCGGGUGGGGAGGGGAGCAUAGCAGAACUGUAAAUUCUGUGCAACCUAUUUGCUUGGAAACAAAAUGUAAAGUUAAAGAAUGUAAAGAAACCAAAUCAAGAAAAGUCCACUUUGUAAUUAUGUUGAUUUAAUAGUGCUGCCUUAAAGAUACAGUGUCCCUCAAACUUUGUUUUAUCUCAAGUGUUAAAAAAAAAGUUACUAUUCCACUCAGAAUACAGACAAAAAAAAAGUGUUGAAACAUCCUGAUUGUGUAGAUUCUGAUAUAAAAUGUUCUUGAUGCUACUGCUGAAAACAAAGUAGAAAUUGCAGGGAGAUGUGAGUCUCUUUCUCAGAGUGCUGUUUAAUUUUACUCUGAGCUGAUUUGGAUUUUCCUUUUGAUCAUGGUUCGAGGUUUUUCUUUUAUUUUUUUUGUUUUGUAACAUGCAAUGAUGGUUUGCCAACAAAUGAAGGAGCACUGUAAAUUAGUAUACACUCUUUGGGCAAAAAUUGAUACAUUUUAUCAACUGGGCACAUUGUGUUGUACAUAUCUAAUCGGCUUUUUCUUUUCUUUUUUUUUUUUAAUUGCAUUGUACAGUUUAUUUUGAUUUGCAUGGAUUCCUUAGUUAUCCUCAACUUUUUGUUUUAAAUAUAUUUGUAUUUCAUUUGUAAGGAUUUGCCUCUUAAUACUGCAACAAUUUUUUGACAUUUUAAAAACUCAUUGGAAGUUUUUUGCGUUCUUUGUAAACACUUGAAAGGAAGCUUUUAUGCAGGGUUCUGUGUUUUAAGAGAGAUUUUGAGAAUAUUUUGUAUAUUGCAGUCUCACUUUGAAAAUGUUUUUAAACACGCUUAAGGUAGAGUACAAAUUUAGAUUAGGUAAUAAACAAAACAGCUCUGUAGAAAAACUGAACUUACAUAUUUAUUUUUAGUGAUACAGGAAAAAGUAGUAAUAUGCUUGGAAACAUAACUAUGUAGUUAAUAUACCCGUUAUAGUAAUUUGUGUUUCAUUUCAGCACUGGGGCUGACAUUAAAAAAGAAAAAAAAAAAAAAGAGAAAAUUACUGUAUCUGCAAAUAACUGUUACUUGAUAACAAUGUUAUUAAUUUUUAACAUGCAACAAUGUUGUAAAAGUAGUUUGGUGCAUUAUCUACUCAAGUGUAGUCCUAUGCAAUAACAGUAGUUGUAUUAUAUCAAGCCUAGGUGUUUUACAGAGGUGGCGUACGGUGUUUCGAGCUGGACGGGUUGAAUGGAUUUCUCAGUAGCGGCCUACAGUUGACUCGCAAGUGGCAGGCGGGCGUAUCUCAUUCAGAAUGAAGUGCCUUAAACUCUAGUUGUGGUCUUUCUGGACUAGCACUGACUGAAGUGUGGAAAAGGAGAAAGCUUUAGGGUGAUCUUUUCUAGGAAAUUAAAGUGUAGCAUGGUGCCUACGUAGAGAAAACAAGAGCUUCCCGUUCUCCUGUGUGCUACACUGGAAAUUAUGUGUUAUUAAAAAAAAAAAAAAAAAAAAAAAAAAAAAAAAAACAAAAACAAAACCACACCGGUAGCGACUUGAGUGCCAGUUUGGCAGGCUUUAUAAGGAAACCUGGGUCACAACAGUCACGGUGUUCGGAAACGAAACGUGAAUCCGGUAGGGCUGGGGCAGCUGAGGACGGCGGGAGGAGGGUCGCGCUCUCCCGCGAGCGCUUCCCGCGGGCGGACCUGCGGCAGCGGGCGGCCCGUCCCGCUCGGGGCUGUCGCGCCCGCUGGAGCCGCGGGUUGCGUGUUAGCACUGAUGCAACCGCCAGGUUAUUCCCAGGGAUUUUACUUGCUUUUUUUUUUUUUUUUGGGGGGGGGGGGGAAGAGCAGGAGUUUGUGUGUAAUGAUGCCGCUAGCCACGCUCACCCUGGGCAGCGUUUGGGAGCGUGUCCUCGCCCGGCGAGACGGAGCGGUGCCCGGGGUGGGAUGGGCGAGCCCUCGGGGCGCCCCGUGGCCCUGCCUCGUGCAGGCCAGGCGUCUUCUCCUCCGCUCUUCUGCCAAGCAGCCGCGGCGGCUCGUACGGAGCCCGGCGUGCGGCUGCGGGCUGCUGCAGGGCGUUAAUGCUGACGGGCAAAGACAACUGGGGCUGUAAAACGCUUGUAGCUGUAACACGGGGCGGCGUCACCCUUCCUGUUGGCGAGGGACAGCGCUGCAGCGUGGUACGGCGGGAUCCGGCUGUGCACACUUGCAUUGAAAACCCCCGAGUAAGGUUUUUGGUUUGCUGCCUGUGCUGUCUGCCCAGAAGUUGGAGUCUGGACUGGGGCAUGUGAAUAUUUCUUACGUGAAACCACUGAUACUCGCUGGCAGCCGCGACUUCUGAUUCUGGCUACACGCUGUGCGGGGAUGACUUAGGAUUCAAGAAAAAAGUUGUAUCAAGAGCUGAACUGCUCGGUGAAAGCUGCCGUGGCCCACGGCAGCCAUACGUUGUGCGUCCCCCAACAGCGCUCAGCGGGUUGUGCUGCUCCGAGGUGAGGCGCGACUCGGCUGCGGCCCGUUCGCCGUCUCAUCCCGCGCUUCCGCCGGCCGCAGCCCUUCUCCGAGUUUGCUCCUCUUUUGCAAGGAGACGUUCAGGCCUGGGAGUCGGGACAUCCGUGGAGGUACAAAGCCGUGCUGAUUCCAGGUGUCCUCGUUCUCUUGCGUAGCGUGGUGCGGCACGGGGGGAUGAUUGCCGUGGACGGGCAGCGAUUGAGGCAGGGUCUGGCACGCACGAGGUGGCGUGAGAUGGACGGAAGCGUUGCCCGGUCCGGCUGUCUGGUGACGGUGUCUUUUGUGUGACACGGGGCCGGCUGUGGCUUUCCUGACCGGGUAGGUAGAAUACCUAAUAACUCUCACUUUUGCCAAAACCACAUGACAGAUGUGACUGUGCAGAGUACCAUGAAGUUCUUCCUUACUGCUUUUGGCCUAUAAAGCAAUAUUAAACUUUGCAACAUGUAGAAGCAAAAAGAAGGUACACAAGGAAAGCACAAAGCACAAAAUAAUGCACUUACCUUUAUGUUGUUUGACAUAAAAUGCACUGGGGGGAAGCUGAUGUUGAUAAUAGUAUAAAUACCUAUAUUUCUUGAAAAGGUGACAUUAAUUACUGCCUCUUGCUAUGAUGCUUGGUACUGUAAUGUUGAUAUUCAUCUGCUGUUGACUGCAGCAAUAAUUUGUGUAUGGUCCAUAGCACUGUAAAUUAUGGAUCGAUAUUAAUGUAUCCAAUGAAAUAAUUUGAACUGUUGUUCUUGAUAGAUGGAUUAAAGCAUUUGGUUUUUCACAUA
This is a messenger RNA of Rhea pennata, 5330 nucleotides long. It is a transcript of the gene MITF, whose product is annotated as melanocyte inducing transcription factor. Gene Ontology annotation, cellular component: nucleus. Gene Ontology annotation, molecular function: DNA-binding transcription factor activity, RNA polymerase II-specific; protein dimerization activity; RNA polymerase II cis-regulatory region sequence-specific DNA binding. The transcript has 11 exons. The coding region runs from base 113 to 1753 and encodes 546 amino acids. The record is from RefSeq and is a predicted model, not a curated record. NCBI's taxonomy places the organism in Eukaryota, Metazoa, Chordata, Aves, Rheiformes, Rheidae. Gene Ontology annotation, biological process: melanocyte differentiation; regulation of transcription by RNA polymerase II.